Contarinia nasturtii (swede midge) is the source of this 2557-nucleotide messenger RNA. Its product is annotated as ankyrin-1. The transcript is spliced from 7 exons. Gene Ontology annotation, molecular function: protein binding. The record is from RefSeq and is a predicted model, not a curated record. NCBI's taxonomy places the organism in Eukaryota, Metazoa, Arthropoda, Insecta, Diptera, Cecidomyiidae. The coding region runs from base 334 to 2454 and encodes 706 amino acids. Gene Ontology annotation, biological process: intracellular signal transduction.
CAAAUAGGUGCUUGGCCAAUAGAACAUUUAAUAAAAGAUUGUACGUUCAAAUCUGUGCAAAAAUAUCUUCGAAUUUAAAAUUUCCAUUACAAUGAAUUAGAGAAGAAAAAACAAAGAAAUAAAUAAGAAAAUUGGUUGAAUAAUAUGCAAUAAAAUAAUUUAAGUUCAUCGUUUUCGAACUGUUCAAACUGAUUUUACGAUUUUCGGAAGCUGAUUCAAUGGACUCGAAGCAAGCUACCAAGCAAUAAAAGAAGAAUGUUUUGAAUAGGUCUCAAUUAUAUUUAAGUGACAGUCUUUAUAGCUUUGCGAAAGGAAAACUUUCGAUACACCCAAAUGGGUGGCUCAGUAAGUCAAGUGUUUCGUUCGGGCAGUGCUCUACUAUCAAAUCGAGAUUGUAAAGUGUCUGAGCACACAAUUGACAAAAUUAACACCGUUUUCGAAAUUCUUCGUGCAAAUCCAAAAAUAUCGAUGCAAACAUUGGAAGGGCUUCUGAUGCAAAUAGCCAAAUAUGAAAAUGUAUUGGCGAUACACGACGAAUGUGGAUAUAAUUUACUUCAAAAAAGCGUCGGAAUUAACCAUAUCGAAUUGGCAAGAUGGCUUUUACAACGGCGUCCUGAUGUAAAUCGAAGCGCUUGUUCACUUCCGCUUCAUAUUGCCUGUUUGAAGGGCUAUGAGGAAUGCGUUGAACUGCUAUUGAAACAUGGAUCGCGUAUGGAUACUGAAGCUCGCAUGUGCUUUCCUGGACCCCACUGCAAUAAUUGCGAACUAAGUGGUAAAUAUCGUGGCGUGAAUGAUGGUGUUACUGUGUGUAGUCCAGUGUCAAAUCACAAUGAGCGACAAAAUACAAAAUUACAAAAUGCAGUUUGUCAUGCGAUCGACGGUGAUCAAAUCGGUGUACUGAAUAUUUUAUCACAAAAAAUGGAAGAACCAUGGCUGCCAUUUAGAGUAAAAAAACCAUUGUUGCAUUUGGCCUGUGAACGUGGAGCAUGGAAAUGUGUACAACAAUUGGUUAUCACACGAAAUGAUGAAAUUAAUCUAAUCAAAGACGAAUACUAUCCCAUUCAUAUGGCAGUUUUGCAUGAUCAACGUUUUUUGGAGUUACUCAUUCAACAUGGAGCUAUAACAACAGUUCGUACUUGUACACAGCAAAUGACUUUGCUGCAUGUUGUAAUUUUUGUGGCACGAAAAUCGGCUGAUGACACUUUAAGUACAAUACGAAUUUUACUUGAACGCGGUUGCAAGGAACUCAUCAACGAGCCAGACUCACUUGGGAACACUCCGUUGCACGGUGUACUUGUUCGAUAUGCUCUGGAAGAAGCACGAUACGGAUUUCAAAAAUGGAAUAAAUGGGAUAUUUUGCAUUUGGUACGAUUCCUUUUGCAAAAUGGUGCAAAAGCCAGUAUUAACCAAGCCGGUAACAGCGCUUUGGCUUGCGUUUUUCGUCACGUACGGGACUGGGAAGUUUGCUAUGAACUACUUAACAUGUUAAUUAAGGAAGAAGGUGAUCCAAAUAUCGUAGGUCGCGAUGGAAGUGUUCCUAUAAUGGUUUGUUUAGUUCCAUUAAUCAACAAAGAUCAGUUACACCAUUUCACGCAUUCAAUGAAGGUGUGCUAUUUGAAUUGUAUUCGAAUAUUGUUGCAACAUGGUGCCAAUCCAAAUUGUUCAUAUCGUUCAUAUUUGACGCCGUUACAUGUUUUAAUAUUUACCGUUAGCGAAAAUUUAACGUUGAAUUGUGAAAAUCAAAAGCAGAAUAAUUUCGAUUUUAUCAAAAAUAUUUUAUUACUUUUGCUGCAACAUGGAUUAGACUGUAACACAUAUCAACAUAUAUUACAAUCAAUAAUGGAUAUGGUACAAAAUUUACGUGUCAGUCAAGAUAUGUUAUGUAUUUAUGAGUUGGCAUUGACUCUUAUACAAUAUGGCGCCAAUCCGAAUAUUGUAUUAAAUGGAAAAGCAACAUCGGGCAGUGCAAUUGUGACAAAUGAAAUUGCCAGUUUUGGUGAUAGCAUUCGUAUGACAAACGGUCAACAUAACAAUGAGUCUAGUAAUGCUGGCUAUCGCAACAACGGCAAUACCGCCAGUAGUAGUUCAUUUCGUACACAUUCACGCUAUAUAUUAUUUUAUUACGUCAUUUUAAUAAGUAAAAAAGAAUUUUUGUUAACUGAUCCAAAGCAAACGUAUGCGAGAAUUAUAUAUUUAUUUUACUACUCGAUGUCACACGAAUCUCUUUUCAAUUGUUUGAAAUGUUUGCAUAAUUUUUUUGUAGCUCAGAUACCAAAUCGUUCUACAGAAAACCUAAUCGCUCUUAUUUCAUCAUUAUAUCGAAGACCACGGUCACUCAAGCAAAUAUGCCGUCAAACAGUGUACACAAGCUUAAAUAAUAAACUAGCUCAGAACAUUAACAAACUCAAUUUGCCUGGACCUUUAAAAGAAUAUGUUCUGAACUUUGAGCCAUAACUAGAGUACCUAGAGUAACAUUUUGACCCAUUUUUGUGGUCAAUUUUCUGUUAAAUAGAAGCUAGAUUAUAGUUUCCAAUAAAAUUUACGUAUUCCAAUGGAA